Molecule: messenger RNA, 2449 nt
Organism: Diatraea saccharalis (sugarcane borer)
Lineage: Eukaryota; Metazoa; Arthropoda; Insecta; Lepidoptera; Crambidae
Source: the annotation of a GenBank genome assembly
ACUGUGCUUUAUACCUAUUUUGAGCGGUCUGUUUUCGUUUGUAAAUCGAACGAGUUACAAACUGAUUUUAUUAUUUAAGCUAAAAUAAAACAUUACCUAUAGAAGCAAACAAAAACAUUACUCAAAAAUCCACCAUAGCUUAAUUUAAUAAUACUGAAAAUUCACGGCAAAUAAUAAUCCAAUCAUGACUUCGAUUAUCAAACUUCAUUGUCUCUCCGGAGCAGGAGAUGAGUCUCCACCAUGCUACGUGCUCCAAAUUGAUGAAUUCAAAAUCCUUCUAGACUGUGGGUGGGAUGAGAAAUUUGAUGUAGAUUUUAUAAAAGAAUUAAAAAGGCAUGUGAACAGUAUAGAUGCAGUUCUUCUAUCACAUUCUGACCCCUUGCAUCUGGGUGCUUUGCCAUAUGCUGUUGGAAAGCUUGGCCUUAACUGUCCAAUUUAUGCUACAUUGCCGAUUUACAAAAUGGGACAAAUGUUCAUGUAUGACUUAUACCAAGCUCAUAGAAAUGUUUCCGACUUUGACUUAUUCACUUUGGAUGAUGUUGAUGCAGCAUUUGAUAGAAUUAUACAAUUAAAAUAUAAUCAGAGUAUAGACAUGAAAGGGAAAGGUCUUGGAAUACGGAUUACACCAUUACCAGCUGGGCACACUCUUGGUGGUACUGUAUGGCGUAUAGCAGCCCCUGGAGAGGAAGACAUUGUAUAUGCCCCAGACUUUAAUCACAAGAAGGAGCGGCAUCUAAAUGGCUGUGAAAUUGAAAGAUUAAUGAGACCUUCACUACUCCUACUUGGCGCUAUGAAUGCUGACUAUGUGCAACAGAGGAGAAGAUUAAGAGAUGAAAAGCUUAUGACGACAAUUCUGACUACCCUCCGCGGCGGCGGUUGUGUACUGGUAUGCACGGACACAGCGGGCCGCGUGCUGGAACUGGCGCACAUGUUGGAUCAGCUGUGGCGAAACCGGGACUCGGGCCUUGUGGCUUACUCUUUACUACUACUGUCUAACGUCAGCUAUAAUGUUGUUGAAUUUGCUAAAUCACAGAUAGAAUGGAUGAGUGACAAAUUAACACGUGCUUUUGAAGGUGCUCGGAGUAAUCCUUUCGCGCUGCGUCAUCUACAGUUAUGCCACUCUGUAGCCGAAGUCACGAGGACACCAGGCCCUAAAGUUGUGUUAGCAUCCUUCCCAGACUUAGAAGCUGGAUUUGCAAGAGAUCUGUUCCUACAGUGGGCUCCACAUCAACAGAACUCCAUUGUCUUGACUGCCAGAACAUCACCAGGCACACUUGCUCGGGAUCUGGUGGAAAAGGGAGGCGAUCGCACAAUAGAACUAGUAGUGCGGAAGCGAAUCCGUCUGGAGGGCGUUGAACUGGAUGAAUACCUGCAACAACAGAAACAACGGAUCCACCUUAACAACACCGUCAAAGAAGAGACAACAGGCAUAUCGUCAGACUCUGAUUCGGAAGGUGAACUAGAAAUGUGGGUGGUGACGGGCCGACACGAUAUCCCCGUGCGUCACGACACGCGCCCCUCUGGAUACUUCAAAUCGAACAAGAGACACCACGCCAUGUAUCCGUUUCACGAGGAGCGGUAUCGUGCCGACGACUUCGGGGAACUCAUCAAGCCAGAAGAUUACAGACUCGCUGAAAUUGUUGAUGCAGAAGGAGAGAUACGAGACGUGCCCCCCGCGCCACCGCAAAAACAAGAACCUGAGGAGGAAUUGACAGAGAUACCGAGCAAAUGUGUGACGUCAGUCCGACAAGUGUCAAUAAAGGCGAACAUUCAAUAUAUUGAGCUGGAGGGUCGUUGCGACGGGGACUCGUUACUUCGAGUCGUUACUCAAGCAAAACCCAGGGCUAUUGUAGGACUUAGAGCAUCGGAAUCUGCAUUGACGGUACUGAAAAAAUAUUGUGAGGCUGAAAACAUAGAAAAAAUAUUUAUUCCAUACAAGGGUGACAUUAUAGACGCCACCACAGAAUCGCACAUAUACCAGGUGAAACUGACGGACGCAUUGAUGAGUAGUUUAGCGUGGCGUGCCGCCGGCGAUACAGCGGAACUUGCUUGGUUAUCUGCCGUGUGUACAGCGAGACCACUGCAGAGGGAAGCGAGACCGUCAGAUGAGUCGACGUCUGAGGUGGUUAUGUCAUUGGAGCCAGCUGAAGGUACGGCACAUACGGCCGCGUUCAUAAACACCGUGCGUCUGUCGGAGUUGAGGGCAGCCAUAGCGAAGAUAGGACUCAGCGCUGAGUUCUCGGGCGGUGCUUUGGAAUGCUGCAACGGUACUCUCGCCAUUAGAAGGUUGGACAACGGCAGGGUGGCGUUAGAAGGAGUACUCUCAGAAGAGUACUACAAAGUGCGGGAAUUACUAUACGAACAAUUCGCAAUAGUGUAAUUCUACGUACUAGACUGAAUCUAUGAUAUAAAUUAUAAUGAUGCUGUGUAAAUAAAUAUGUAUAAGGAU